Otolemur garnettii (small-eared galago) is the source of this 2170-nucleotide messenger RNA. It is a transcript of the gene ANTXR1, whose product is annotated as anthrax toxin receptor 1. The record is from RefSeq and is a predicted model, not a curated record. Gene Ontology annotation, molecular function: signaling receptor activity. NCBI's taxonomy places the organism in Eukaryota, Metazoa, Chordata, Mammalia, Primates, Galagidae. Bases 368 to 2170 code for a protein of 600 amino acids. Gene Ontology annotation, cellular component: membrane. The transcript has 19 exons.
AUAAUAUUUAAGAUCUGGGACAAAGAACAGUCUGGACCAACUGCUUCAAUUGCAAGACCUCGGCGCGGCCUCGGGAGCGGCGCGGCCUGGGAAGCGGCCGGGCGGCCGGAGCCCGGAGCAGCCCCUUUAAAAAAGCGGAGUACAGUAGUGGGAUUCUUGAAACCUGAAACCUAGAAACAGAAUCGAAGCGGAAAUCAGAGGGAAAACCUUGAACUCCUCCAGACAAUCGCUUCCGGGGAGUUUAGAGGGAGCGAAGGGGAAUAAAGGACUGGAGAGGAGGGGCCCUCGGAUGGCGCGUCCCUGAGGGUCGCGGCGAGUUCGCGGAGCGUGGGAAGGAGAGGACCCUGCCUCUCCCCGGGCUGCGGUCAUGGCCACGGCGGAGCAGAAAGCCCUGGGCACCGGCUUCAAGUGGCUUUCCUUGGCCACUCUCGUGCUCAUCUGCGCCGGGCAAGGGGGACGCAGGGAGGAUGGAGGUCCAGCUUGCUACGGGGGAUUUGACCUGUACUUCAUUUUGGACAAAUCGGGAAGUGUGCUGCACCACUGGAAUGAAAUCUAUUACUUUGUGGAACAGUUGGCUCAUAAAUUCAUCAGUCCACAGCUCAGAAUGUCCUUUAUUGUCUUCUCUACUCGAGGAACCACCUUAAUGAAACUGACAGAAGACAGGGAACAGAUCCGUCAAGGCCUAGAAGAGCUCCAAAAAGUUCUGCCGGGAGGAGACACUUACAUGCAUGAAGGAUUUGAAAGGGCCAGUGAGCAGAUUUAUUAUGAAAACAGUCAAGGAUACAGGACAGCCAGCGUCAUCAUUGCUUUGACUGAUGGUGAACUCCAUGAAGAUCUCUUUUUCUACUCAGAGAGGGAGGCUAAUAGAUCCCGAGAUCUUGGUGCCAUCGUUUACUGUGUUGGUGUGAAAGAUUUCAAUGAAACACAGCUGGCCCGGAUCGCAGACAGUAAGGAUCAUGUGUUUCCUGUGAAUGACGGCUUCCAGGCUCUGCAAGGCAUCAUCCACUCAAUUUUGAAGAAGUCCUGCAUUGAAAUUCUAGCAGCUGAACCAUCUACCAUAUGUGCAGGAGAGUCAUUUCAAGUCGUUGUGAGAGGAAAUGGCUUCCGACACGCCCGCAACGUGGACAGGGUCCUCUGCAGCUUCAAGAUCAAUGACUCCGUCACACUCAAUGAGAAGCCCUUUGCUGUGGAAGAUACUUAUUUGCUGUGUCCAGCACCUAUCUUAAAAGAAGUUGGCAUGAAAGCUGCGCUCCAGGUCAGCAUGAAUGAUGGCCUCUCUUUCAUCUCCAGUUCUGUCAUCAUCACCACCACACACUGUUCUGACGGCUCCAUCCUGGCCAUCGCCCUGCUGAUCCUGUUCUUGCUCCUAGCUCUGGCCCUCCUCUGGUGGUUCUGGCCUCUCUGCUGCACUGUGAUUAUCAAGGAGGUCCCUCCUCCCCCUGCUGAGGAGAGCGAGGAAGAAGAUGAUGAUGGCCUGCCUAAGAAAAAGUGGCCUACGGUAGAUGCCUCAUAUUAUGGCGGGAGAGGCGUUGGAGGCAUCAAGAGGAUGGAGGUCCGUUGGGGAGAAAAGGGCUCCACAGAAGAAGGUGCUAAACUGGAAAAGGCAAAGAACGCAAGAGUCAAGAUGCCCGAGCAAGAGUAUGAAUUCCCUGAGCCUCGCAAUCUCAACAACAACAUGCGGCGGCCCUCUUCCCCGCCCAAGUGGUACUCUCCAAUCAAGGGAAAACUCGAUGCUUUGUGGGUCCUACUGAGAAAAGGAUAUGAUCGUGUGUCUGUGAUGCGUCCACAGCCAGGAGACACGGGACGUUGUAUCAACUUCACCAGAGUCAAGAACAACCAGCCAGCCAAGACUCCAAGGAGGCACAUGUUAAACACCUCAUCCAUUGAUGUGUGGUCAGCUGGCUGUGUACCGGCUGAGCCUCUCCUUAGUCAGUGCAUCUUCCCUGGGGACAGUGGGGUAGACCAGCUGAUGGAGAUCAUCAAGGUAUUGGGAACACCAAUCAGGGAACAAAUCCGAGAGAUGAACCCCAAUUACAUGGAGUUCAAGUUUCCCCAGAUUAAAGCUCAUCCCUGGACAAAGGUAUUCAAAUUUCAAAUGCCUCCAGAGGCCAUUGUGCUCUGCUCUAGCCUGCUGGAGUACACACUGUCCUCAAGGCUCUCCCCACUAUAG